This is a messenger RNA of Petromyzon marinus (sea lamprey), 3638 nucleotides long. The record is from RefSeq and is a predicted model, not a curated record. NCBI's taxonomy places the organism in Eukaryota, Metazoa, Chordata, Hyperoartia, Petromyzontiformes, Petromyzontidae.
CGGAGCCAGCGUGACAUGGCCCCCCCGGGCCACCGUUUCCGGACCCCCUUUACCACUCUGUGCCAGCACGUCCUCUCUCUCCGACGGGACCCCGCUUCUUGGGCCCACUUCUCCGAUGCAUCCCCGUCGGCCCCCAUCGAGAGCGCAGCUGCCGACGCGUCCCAGCCAAGGAGGAAGUUGACCCCGCGGGAUUUUGGACUUGGAACGCAGCGGGCCCCCCCCCCUCCCCCGCAGACGAUGGCGGAGCAGCGACUUCGCCUGUUCCUGGGCCAUCUCCGGCCCAGCCCAAAUCCUGUUUCACAAGGUGCGGUGACAUCCCAACACGGCCUUUCAUCCAAGUUCAGGUACACUUUGGACAAUGGGAUUCUGACACCAGAGCAGAGAGCCUUCUAUGAAGACAAUGGAUUUAUUGUCAUCAAGGGGCUGGUGACAGAUGAAGACCUGGAGAGAUACAGGGAUCGUUUUGAGAGGAUUUGCCGGCGGGAGGUCACCGUCCCAGCAAUAACGAUCAUGCGAGACAUCGCCAUCGCCAAGUCCAAGGUCGCUCAAGAUCAUAGUUCCGUCACCAAGGUCCAGGACUUUCAAGAGGACCCCAUCCUCUUUCAGUACUGCCAGCUUCCAGAGAUCCUGAAAUAUGUGGAGUCCUUCACAGGGCCGGACAUCAUGGCUGUUCACAGCAUGCUCAUCAACAAGCCGCCCGAUCCUGGCCAGAAGUCCUCGCGACAUCCACUGCACCAGGAUCUCCACUUCUUCCCGUUCCGGCCUGCAGAGCGCAUCGUGUGCUCCUGGACCGCCAUGCAGCACAUCGACCGAGAGAACGGCACCCUGGUGGUCCUCCCCGGCACACACAAGGGAGACCUUAAGCCUCACGCGUACCCAAAGUGGGAGGGAGGUGUGAAUAAGCUGUACCUUGGUUUGCGAGACUUUGAUUCAACAGCCCCGCGCUUUCACCUGUCGAUGGAAAAGGGUGACACCGUGUUCUUUCACCCUCUACUGAUCCAUGGCUCUGGCAUGAAUCGCACUAACGGUUUCCGCAAGUCCAUCUCCUGCCACUUUGCAAGCAGCCAGUGUCAUUACAUUGAUGUAAAGGGCACAAGUCAGGAGAACAUAGAGGAGGAGCUCGUUGACAUGGCUCGGCGUGUCAUGGGCAAAGAUGUAAAGGUCUCCCUUCGAGACAUAUGGCACUUCAAGGCAAAGGUGGUGAAGGGAAAGAGACUGCAACUGUGAUGCUGCCAACAGCCCCACAGCCCAUCAAGACAGCCACGAGCAUUGCAUAGCUUUCUGGGCAUCAUUGUUCGUAGGAAUAUCACGAUUAACCCCCUUUAGCGAUUCGAUAACUUGUCACAAUAAAACAAUGCCAUUAUAGUGCAGGGUGUAUGUGAACCAGUGAGUAUAGCGAGUGGGAAUGUGAGGAACUAGAACCCCAAUGCCCCUUCGUGGCAUAUACAGAGUGCUUCAAAAAAAUGUUAACACUUCCCCGAGAAUUUGCAACAAUACCACAAGAAAUGUGCCUCCGGGCUCUAGAGACCACCUGGACAAGAGUCCGGGCAUGUGUUGGCAAUUAUGGUGAACAUGUAGAGGCGCUGACUUUUUGAAACUAUUAACAUGCAUUUGUUAUCAUGUGAUAGUGCAUUAUCCAUUCUUUUUGCCAUUAAAAACGAUAGUCCCAUAUAAGUGAUACAAUUUUUUGAAGCACCCUGUAUUAGGGGACACACAUGCUGUAACAGUUACAGCACUUAACCUUGUACAUGGACGUUUGACAGUGAAGUUUAUCGAGGGGGCUUCUAGAUUUUAAGCUUUCGUGAUUGCAAGAAUUCAUACUCUUUGGUUUUAUUCGGUAAAAUCACAAUUAAAACACGACGUUUCGGAGGCAACACAAGCUUCCGUCUUCAGGCGGAAACAGUCACAGAAACAGUCACAGCACUUGGUGCAGCGAUUUUUUGCUGUGACUGUUUCUACCUGAAGACGGAAGCUUGUGUUGCCUCCGAAACGUCGUGUUUUAAUUGUUUCUUUUAUUUUAAUUUAUGUUUUACCUACGUGGCUUUACCGGAUAAAACCAAAGAGUAUCGAGGGAGCUGUACCACCGGUCUGUCGCACCCUCCCAUCUUGGUGACCCCUCCCUCCGCCUCGAGUUCCCCCUAUUAUGAAUGUUUGUUUUAACCACUGACUUGAUGCAAUCGUAUGACAUGCAAAAAUCUAAAAGAAUCGUUUAUUACAUAGUUUUAUGUAUGUAUCAAGGAGGUUUGAAUGUACUUUAAAGUAAUAAUGCACAGCUACAUGUACAUACAAUGCAUACCAUACAAACGGCUAAAACCAACAAAAACACAUUUAGGUUGGUAAGUUUUAAUGAAUGCAAGCAGCUAUAAAAGUAAUUAAAAUAACAUAAAAUCCAAUUUAAUAUACUUUAUGCGGCUUUGCAGUGCAUAUUUUAGCCCAUUGAUAGCCAUGCAGCAUUGUGACUUUGUGAUUUUAAUCAAGGGUAUUGUGAACACUUUCAUAUACAAAUUUAACUCUGGAUCAAAGCAGGUCUUUCACGCAUAUGACCUCGUGCUCGUAUGGCAACUGCUGGACAUUAACACACUUCACGGGACCUCGCACGCAAACAUCACAAAGCAGUGGCGGUUCGGGGGGGGGGGCGUUUUGAGCCCCCUUCCCCUUUUAAACAUCGAAAAUUGUUAUUUUGAUAUUUUCCAGAGCAAAUACAUCAAUUAUAUUUUAUAUUUGUUAUUAAUGUAGGGCCCUCGUUGAAAAGCGUAAUAUAUCAGACCUAUAUUGCACGAUAUUUGUUGCUAACUUUAUACUUUUAAUUUCUGAAAAAUACUUAAACUUAGUCAAUAUUCUGAAUUAUCGGCAAUAUUUAAAUACGGUAUUAAUGUUGUCGAUAGGUGAUGUAAUAAAUGUGAAAUAUAUUUUUGAAAAUCAAACCUAUUACGAAUCAAACAGCAACAAAUGUCAUACGAUAUCUCCCCCCAUCCCCUUGAGAAGUUUAUAGAUCAGCAUCUGAAACAAAUACACCCACCUCACUUCCCCGUUGCUACGACAAUUUGCAAGUGAGAUUUGCCAGCUGGCACCCCCUCUAGUGGCCUUUAAUAAGAAACUCACGCAUCGACCACCAAUCUUUGAGGCCAGCAGGAAAAAAAAUCACACUGACCUGUCGUGGAAUGGCUGCAUAGGAUUGCUAAACUGGCUUAUGAGGUAUCGAACGAGCUUGGAUGUUCUGUUCAACGCCAAAGCCUUUAACUCAGAAUUGCUGUACAAAGUUGACCCCCCGGUAUUGGCGGAUGCGCUCAAGUAACUUGCUCACAGGCGGCCAGUCGCCUUAUAACUUUUCUUUUGCAACUACCGUGGUUGCUGUUCCCAUGAACUUUUCGCUCCUUGAAUUCUCCACCAAUACUGAGAACUCGCUCUGCUAAACUGUUUUGUCUCAUCCACGCUGUUCAAUCACAAUCAUGCAGGUCCCGACACUUCUCUUACUGCUUCGUCCAACGCACUUCUAUUUUUCCAAGUGUAUUUGAAAUUCAACAAUGGCAUUAACUCUCACGGUCGUAUCUAUUACACUGCCGGCAGCAUUGCUGGCUGGACGUUUUUGAACAGUUCUUGGCUGCUGUGAUUGAAAUAAAAAUGUGAAGUUGCAAUUA